Balaenoptera musculus (blue whale) is the source of this 1333-nucleotide messenger RNA. It is a transcript of the gene VSIG2, whose product is annotated as V-set and immunoglobulin domain containing 2. Bases 1 to 1281 code for a protein of 426 amino acids. The record is from RefSeq and is a predicted model, not a curated record. NCBI's taxonomy places the organism in Eukaryota, Metazoa, Chordata, Mammalia, Artiodactyla, Balaenopteridae. The transcript has 7 exons.
AUGGCCUGGCUCCCGGGGCCCUUCCUCUGCGGGGCCCUGCUGGGCUGGGUCUGCUUGAGUGGACAGAGGAGGCCGGCGGGCCAGCAGACAAGUUGGGCCUCUCGGGAGGGUUUAACCACCACCCGACUUUUGUUUUCCUUUCCCCGACAAGCACACCCUCAGACCAGGCCCAGUCUUGGCCCUUUCAGGUCCUUUCACCCAAAAAAGCCGGUGGUGUGUGGGCUCCUCCCUCCUGGAAACCUCAGGUUUCAGGAAGGGAGGGAUGGAGCGGAGGGAGCUGAGCCCCAGGGAAGAAGGGCACCCCGGCCGGGUCACCUGAGUGCUUCUCCCGCCGGCCUCUCGGCCACUCCAGCCCCCGGGCUGGCCGUGGAGGUGAAGGUGCCCACCGAGCCCCUGAGCGCGCCGGUGGGCAAGACCGCCGAGCUGACGUGCAGCUACAGCACAUCGGUGGGAGACAACUUCGCCCUGGAGUGGAGCUUCGUGCAGCCUGGGAGGCCCGUCUCCUCGUCCCAACCCAUCCUGUACUUCACCAAUGGCCAGCUGUAUCCAACUGGUUCUAAGGCAGAGAGGGCCAGCCUGCUUCAGAACCCCCCCACAGGCGGAGUGGCCACCCUGAAACUGACUGAUGUCCACCCCUCGGACACUGGAACCUACCUCUGCCAUGUUAACAACCCGCCAGAUUUCUACACCAAUGGGUUGGGGUUAAUCAACCUUACUGUGCUGGUGCCCCCCAAUAGCCCCUCGUGCAGUCAGAGUGGUCAAACCUCCGUGGGGGGCUCUGCUGCAUUGAGAUGCAGCUCUUCCGAGGGAGCCCCCAGGCCAGUGUACAACUGGAUCCGCCUUGGAUCUUCUCCUACACCACCUCCUGGCAGCAUGGUGCAAGAUGAGGUGUCUGGCCGUCUCAUUCUCACCAAUCUCUCCCUGGUUUCCUCGGGCACCUACCGCUGUGUGGCCACCAACCAGAUGGGCAGUGCAUCCUGUGAGCUGACCCUCUCUGUGACCGACCCUUCCAAAGGCCGAGUGGCCGGGGCUGUGAUCGGGGUGCUGCUGGGCGUGCUCUUCCUGUCAGUUGCUGUGUUCUGCCUGAUAAGGUUCCAGAAAGACAGGAGGAAGAAGCCCAAGGAGACAUACAGGGGUAGUGACCUACGGGAGGAUGCCACCGCACCUGGGAUUUAUGAGCAAACUUCUGUGAGGGCCGAUUCUAACAAUGGGCUCCUGGAGAGGCCCCCGUCUGCCAGCACUGUGACGACCGCCAAGUCUAAGCUCCCUAUGGUUGUCUGAUUUCUCUCCCGAUCCCUGAGGGGGAAUAUCAAGAAUUAAAGCCUUUGGGUAC